AUGCGUCUUGCCCCGCAGCCAAGCGCGCAACCCCUGCGGCUCCUGGCGGUGCUGCUCCUCCUCGCCACGGGGGUGAUCGCGUCCCCGGUCAUCUCCUCCGGCUGCCCCGACCGGUGCGUGUGCGACGACCAGCUGGUGGUCCAGUGCGCCGGGCAACAUCUGACCAGCUUCCCGGUCAACCUGCCGCUGGCCACCCGGCAGCUCAUCAUCUCCAACAACCGCAUCGUGGAGCUGCCGCCGCUGGCGCUCAACUAUCUCUCGGACCUGGUGUACCUGGACUGCAGCAACAACUCCCUGACCGAGAUCUCAGAGUCCACGUUCGGGAACCUGCGCAAGCUGGCCUACCUGGACCUCUCCUUCAACACCCUGACCCGGAUCGAGGACCGGACCUUCGGGCCCUUGGCGAGCCUGGUGAUGCUGAGGAUGACGGACAACCCGGGGCUCUCGGAGAUCCACCCGGACACCUUCUCGGAGAACGCAGUGCUCCAGGUUCUGGACGUGAGCAGGAACAACCUGACGGUGCUCAACAUCACCUCCCUGAUCGCCAUGCCCUCCCUGCGCUCCCUGGGACUCAGCGGGAACCCGUGGAGCUGCGAGUGCGACAACGAGGACCUGUGUCUGUGGGUCCACCUGGAGGGCUUCAAGUUCCAAGAUGAGGGCCAGAGCGUGUGCGGCUCACCUGUCGACAUGCAGGGCCGUCGACUCGGUGACGUGGGCAUCCAGCUGCGGACGUUAUGUCACCAGACUCUGGGCUCCUGGGACUACAUUUUCUUUAUCGCCAUCGGCUUCAUCAUCUUUGCUGCCGGCACCGUGUCGGCCUGGGUGAUGGGCGUCAUAAUGGUGCUCUACGAGCGCUACAUCAAGAAAAAAGAUGAACGGCUCGAAGUGGACGAGGACGAGGAGGGGGAAGAAACCACUGAGACGGGCCACACCUCGCGGGCCAGGAGUGACCAUGGCAACGGGAAUUUAAAAACCUUGCACAAUGUUUAA
Messenger RNA from Limanda limanda (common dab), 990 nucleotides. Its product is annotated as leucine-rich repeat-containing protein 52-like. The record is from RefSeq and is a predicted model, not a curated record. Gene Ontology annotation, cellular component: voltage-gated potassium channel complex. NCBI's taxonomy places the organism in Eukaryota, Metazoa, Chordata, Actinopteri, Pleuronectiformes, Pleuronectidae. Bases 1 to 990 code for a protein of 329 amino acids. Gene Ontology annotation, molecular function: transmembrane transporter binding; potassium channel activator activity; voltage-gated potassium channel activity. The transcript is spliced from 2 exons.